CGGAAGCAGCAUGGCGUCCAACAGCAGCGGCGGCGGCAGCUCCGACAGGCAACGGAUUGCACAGCAGAGACUGAGGAUAAUUGCCGGACAUUUACAGAGAUCGGAGGACGGUGACUCGACCAUCCUAGCCGCGGAGUGCAAAGCCCAGGGGAGCAAGACAGAUGUCUCCGGCGAGGGGAAGACGGUGCCGAGGAGGAGGCAGGAGAUUAUGAAAUGGAAUGGCUGGGGAUACAGCGAUUCAAGAUUUCUCUUCAAUAAGAAAGGCCAAGCAGAAUUCACUGGCAAAAGGUAUAGACUAAGUGGGAUGAUCAUCCCCGGUCUGAAAGAUUGGUUUGAAGGCACGUUUGGAGCCAGUCUGCAGCAUAAAACUCCUGCAACACCCAUUCUGACCAGCAGCGCUGUACAGCCUCCCACUCUUAAUGAGGCCUUCGUGGAGGAGUUAAAAUCCACGGGUAUUCCCUUCUCUCAUGACGCAGAGGACCGGGUGUUUCGCGCCCACGGCCAUUGCUUGCACGAGAUCUUCGCUCUGCGGGAAGGGAAAAUUGGUCGCGUUCCAGAUAUGGUGGUGUGGCCAAACUGCCACAAUGAGGUUGUGAAACUUGUGCAACUGGCGUGCAAACACAAUGUUUGUUUGAUGCCGUAUGGAGGAGGGACCAGUGUCUCCAGUGCCCUAGAGUGCCCCCCAGAGGAAACUCGCUCCAUUGUCUCUCUGGAUACCUCGCAGAUGAACCGCAUUCUGUGGAUCGACGAGAAAAAUCUCACCGCCCAUGUGGAAGCUGGCAUCGUUGGUCAGGAUUUGGAGAGAUUGCUUAAUGAGAGCGGCUACUGUACGGGACAUGAGCCUGACUCCAUGGAGUUCAGCUCCCUGGGGGGCUGGGUAGCAACCAGAGCAUCAGGCAUGAAGAAGAACAUCUACGGCAACAUCGAGGACCUGGUCAUCCACAUAAAGAUGGUGACCCCACAAGGAGUAAUUGAAAAGAGCUGUCAGGGCCCACGCAUGUCCACGGGGCCAGACGUUCACCACUUCAUCCUGGGCUCAGAAGGAACCCUGGGUGUGGUGACCGAGGUAACGAUGAAGAUUCGUCCCAUGCCGGAGUAUCAGAAAUAUGGCUCGGUGGUAUUCCCUAAUUUUGAGCAGGGAGUUGCCUGUCUUCGAGAGGUUGCCAGACAGAGGUGUGCCCCGGCAUCUAUACGACUCAUGGAUAAUGAACAGUUUAAAUUUGGUCAUGCCCUGAAGCCUCAAGUAUCCUCAAUUUUCACCUCCUUUUUGGACGGGCUGAAGAAAUUUUACAUCACCAAGUUCAAAGGGUUUGACCCCAACCAUUUGUGUGUGGCCACGCUACUGUUUGAGGGAGACCGUGAGAAGGUCCUGCAGCAUGAGAAGCAAGUUUAUGACAUCGCCGCAAAAUUUGGGGGCCUGGCAGCUGGAGAGGACAAUGGGCAGAGGGGCUACAUGUUGACCUUCGUCAUCGCUUACCUCCGGGACUUGGGCAUGGACUACUAUGUGAUCGGGGAGUCCUUUGAAACCUCUGUGCCUUGGGACAGGGUGUUGGACAUUUGCCGGAAUGUAAAGGCACGCAUCAUUCGAGAGUGUAAAGACAGGGGAGUGCAGUUUCCACCGUUAUCUACGUGCAGGGUGACUCAGACGUACGACGCUGGUGCCUGUGUGUACUUUUACUUUGCCUUCAACUACAGGGGCCUCAGUGAGCCCAUACACGUGUAUGAACAAGUGGAGCAUGCAGCUAGAGAAGAGAUCCUUGCCAAUGGAGGGAGCUUGUCACAUCACCAUGGAGUGGGGAAACUUCGGAAGGAGUGGAUGAGAGACACCGUCUCCAGCGUCGGCAUGGGGAUGCUCAAGUCUGUCAAGGACUACGUGGACCCCAAUAACAUCUUUGGCAACAGGAACCUCCUCUAAUUUCCCGCUCCUGUCCAUCUUCAUCCCACCUUUUUCUAAAAGCAUCUUGUGCAUUUUGGAUUAAUAGAUACUAAAUGUGAAUUUAAAAUGGAGAGAGAGAUCUUUUUCAUCAAUGAGAGUCAUUCGGUGCCAUUUAUCGAUUCACCCAAACCUAUUCUUUAACAUUAUAUUGCACUUAACAUGCUGUAACAAUCAUUAUCAUUCACGAUGAAGCUCGUCUCUUGCCGCCGAGUCGUGGCCUCAGCUCACUGUUGGAGCUGCGUCCGCGAUGCAACAGAACCUUGAUUUUGUCACAUUUGCUUAUGUUUAACCAGUUCCCGAAUCUUUGCCAACACAGUUGACUCAUCUGUUUGUUUUUACUUUCUUCUUGUCAGUGUGUGUGUGUGUGUGUGUGUGUGGCACUUCUUUAGUGGUGAGUUCUAGAUGAAUGCGCUCUCUAAAGCUCUGUGCCUUUCUAAAGCUUUUGUCUGCCUUCCUGUUCUCCUGCUACACUCUCUGCUGGUGUACCCUCUGCGAAGCAAAAUUAACUCAGACAUGGUGUUUUCCGUGUCUCCACUUCAUCUUUUUCUUGCCCUCAUGGCCUUCUGUUGUACUCACCUAUUGCCAUAGACACUUCUCUGGAGUAUAUGUGUGUGUGUUCCUCUGCUGACAAACUUGUUUGUCUAAAGCCUCCCUCUGCCCCUCCAAAUUUUAACAAGAAGCCCCCCCCCCCCCCCCUCAGGAGUACAGUAUGCUUCCAAGGACAGAUGUUCCUCAUGUGUGUAGUUUUUGUACUGAAAGUGUUUACCUUGCAUGGUUUGUUACUGACCGAGUGAAGAGGGGGGAAAAAAAAAAGCCAUCGUGUUUUUUCUAUCACACCUGCUUCAAUGUGACCGCAUUUGCAAUUUAAGGCCUCUGGAUCCCGGUGCUCACGUUGUACCAAAGACUCAACGCAUCAGAUCAUGCAAGCAUACUGUCAACACACGUUUGACCGUGUAACCACCUAACCGUCACACACAGUUAGUAAAGUCAUGCACAGCUAAACUGUAUUUUUUUAAUCAGCAUAUGCAAAGAUGACCCUUCUGAGAGCUGUAAAUGUAGAUAUUCGUGACUGUUACAUGUGCUAAAAUUCUCUGUAUAUUAAAUUAUGUCUGCUCCAUUUAAUUGGCCUGUAAUUCCUCCUGAAGACGUUUGCCUUGUUGGUGUAUCUGUGCUGUGUGAAGGUAAUUGGAGCGGAUACUGUUGUGUACAUUUUGAUACCAGACCAUACCAUUACCAUUUGUACCAUUUGCCACUGUUAACCAUUGAUUUUGAAGCAAAGUCAAGCUUUAAGAGCUCUUUCCUGAAGAAUCCUGCCUUUUCUUCCCUUCUGAUCUGUGCUUCAUGUUUUCCUGCACCAAUCCUGUCCUCCAAUUCAUAAUAAUUCCCCAAAUAAAAGGACUCAGUAGGGACCCGUCAAUUGACAGUUUACCCCCGUGUCAAAAAUCGUGCGAGAGCUUUUGAAUGUUAUGGAUGUACCUUUUUGUUAUUUUCCACUUCUCUUAACAUCGUAGUAACAUCCAAGUACAUUUGUCAAUGCUGUUUGUGCAAUAAAUUGAACU
Chelmon rostratus (copperband butterflyfish) is the source of this 3495-nucleotide messenger RNA. RefSeq names its product alkylglycerone phosphate synthase (gene agps). The record is from RefSeq and is a predicted model, not a curated record. The coding region runs from base 11 to 1915 and encodes 634 amino acids. Gene Ontology annotation, molecular function: FAD binding; alkylglycerone-phosphate synthase activity. Gene Ontology annotation, biological process: lipid biosynthetic process. The transcript has 20 exons. Lineage: Eukaryota; Metazoa; Chordata; Actinopteri; Chaetodontiformes; Chaetodontidae.